Molecule: messenger RNA, 2014 nt
Organism: Lolium perenne
Lineage: Eukaryota; Viridiplantae; Streptophyta; Magnoliopsida; Poales; Poaceae
Product: protein DAY-LENGTH-DEPENDENT DELAYED-GREENING 1, chloroplastic
Cellular component (GO): membrane
Source: RefSeq, a predicted model, not a curated record
GCGCGUCGCGGCGACACCAUUACCCGUCAGUCAGUCCUCCUUCUCCCUCUCUUAUCCAUCCCAGAGAUAUCUGCGGAUGCCACUCUGGAGCUCGUGUCCAAAUUAAUAAUCCCACCAAGAACACCAGCCUCCCUAUUCGCCGCGGCGCUCCUCUGAUUUUCUGGCGUUUCUUGGUUCUUUGGAGUCGCCCGGGAAUUCUUGGUUUCUUGAUGUGGAGAUUGCUACCUUGCAAUGGCAAUCGGUGCCAAGAAGAGGGGAAUGCUAUGAGGCUGUGAGUUCAUGGCCAGUAGAGGUGUAUCCGCCCCUGCGUCGUAGGCGUCGGUGUGUGCCCGGAAGAUGUGGUCUCCGUCGCAUGACCUUAAUGAGCUGCUCCGUGGUCAGCUCUAGCGGCGCUGCGGUCUGGCCAGCGGCAGAGGACAGGAUCGGGCGACGGAGGGUUUGUGCAUGCAAGAUGUUCGAUGUCAGUUCCCAGAGGAGCAGGAGGGCGAGGCACCUGGUGGGUUUUGCCAAGAAGAGGAGGAGGAGUUCCAAGAGGCAGCAGCCAUGGUGGAAGGCGUGGUUCUCGGAUUGGAAUGACGAGGAAGAGAGCCUGGCCGGCUGGAGGGAGGACGAUGAGUUGCUCCAGGAGGUUGUUAGCAACGAAGACCUGUCGGAGGAUGACAAGUUUCAGACGUGGAAGAGGAAGGCCGAGGCGAUUGUCGAGCUGCGGGAGGCCCAGCAGGAUGCCGAGAAUGCUGAAGGGCGGUCGUGGGAGGAUUGGAUCGGUGGGGGCAGCACGGCGGCGACGGGGGGUGGUGGUGAUUGGGGCGGGGGUGGGAGCUUCUCGGACCAGAUAACCGAUGAUCCGAUGCAGAUAGUGAGGGAUAAGGGCAUCAUCGAAACUUUUAAAGACUCCAUCGAUGAAGAUUACGAAGACAUGUUGUUUGAGGACCGGGUUUUUUUAUAUGCUUCGGCGAACUCGGCCAAAUUCCUAGCAUUGUUGAUUGUGGUUCCAUGGGUGCUGGAUUUUCUAGUGCAUGACUACGUUAUGAUGCCAUUCCUAGACAGGUAUGUCAAAAAGGUACCACUUGCUGCUGAACUGCUUGAUGUAAGACGCAGUCAGAAGCUUCAGAUGAUAAAGGACCUAAAUCUUGAGAAAGCAAGAUUCCGUCUUGAAGUAGAGAUUGGUAAAUCUCCUCCACUUUCUGAUGAGGAGUUCUGGUCAGAGUUGCAGGAAAAAGCGGUAGAGUUGAGGGAUGAAUGGAGAUUAGAAAACCGACAAGCAUUUGCAAACAUCUGGUCUGAUAUUGUUUAUGGGGCCGCCCUAUUCCUUAUUAUGUACUUUAACCAGAGUAAAGUUGCAAUGCUGAAGUUCACAGGAUAUAAAUUACUAAAUAAUAUCUCGGACAGUGGGAAGGCCUUUCUUAUCAUUCUAGUGUCAGACAUCCUUCUGGGGUACCACUCAGAGGCAGGUUGGCACUCGUUGGUAGAAAUCAUUCUUGAACACUAUGGGCUUGAAGCCGACCAAGCUGCAGUCACCUUUUUCGUUUGUCUGGUUCCAGUUGCCCUGGAUGUAUUUAUAAAAUUUUGGGUAUAUAAAUACCUUCCAAGAUUAUCUCCUAGUGUGGGUAACAUUUUGGAUGAAGUGAGGCGCCACUAGAGAAUUUUUUCCAUCAGGAAUUUAGUUCCUGACAUAAGGGAAUUGCUAGGAGAAGUUCAUUCCAGGUCAGUCCAUGUAUCAUCUGAACUAGGACUUCAAUUCUGAAAGAACCGUUCUUCGACAGGCCUCAGCUCGGAGUUGCGAUGUGUCCGUUCAAUUAGUCAUCAGUUGGAUCUCUAUGUGCUAUGGCUGGCAACUUCGGAUGUCACCUGAACCAGUUAUUGUUCCUUCUAAAAAACAUGCCAUACUAUACAAAUUAUCGUGUGCUAUAGAUAUCUCCAGGUAAAUGUCAAGAUUUUGCGCCAUAGGUAUCAUACAGGAGAAUGCAAUUUUCUUACAUACAGAUUUAUGAAUGCCAAAUGGUUUUCGUCCCCA